GAAUUCGAAGCGCGCAACUGCCGUGACGGGUGAACCCUCAGACUGAGGGAGAAUUUUCAGCGCACAGAUACAGGAUCUCUACCGGCACAGAUGUCUCAUAUGGACCGCGACACACGUCUGAGAUACCAAGCUGCCGUACAAUACUCGGUGGGCAAAAUUCUCGAAACAUCCGCCAAAGAAGUGACUCGCGACGCCUAUGGGGAGCCCUUGCCUUCGAUAAAAUUUUCUCGCGAGGUGAUCGCAGCGGCUGGACUCCUAGUUUUUCAAAAAUUCCCCAUUCUGGCGACGGAUUUGGAAGCCUUCGCGAAGCAUGCCAAACGUCAGAAGGUCAUAACAGAUGAUGUGCUACUCUGCGCGAGGAGAAAUUCUGAUCUGGUGGCAAAACUAGAAUCGAUCGCCAAAUCCACGAAAGCGCAUAAGCAGGAAACGUUGAGGAUGAGCCUGACGGCCUCUACAGCGUCGAAGCAGCCCCAGCAAGACUCUGCCGCCCCCAAGCCGAAACCGGCCGAAGUUGAAGUCAUUGACCUGGACGAUUUAGAAUGACUAUAUCUUGGACUUUGAGAUAUCCAUAAAUUAGUGAUGGAGUUUGGAACAG
This is a messenger RNA of Galendromus occidentalis (western predatory mite), 595 nucleotides long. RefSeq names its product centromere protein S. The record is from RefSeq and is a predicted model, not a curated record. The coding region runs from base 91 to 543 and encodes 150 amino acids. Lineage: Eukaryota; Metazoa; Arthropoda; Arachnida; Mesostigmata; Phytoseiidae. Gene Ontology annotation, cellular component: FANCM-MHF complex. Gene Ontology annotation, molecular function: chromatin binding; protein heterodimerization activity. The transcript has 4 exons. Gene Ontology annotation, biological process: resolution of meiotic recombination intermediates; replication fork processing.